AGCAGCAGAAGCAGAAGCUUGGGCCGGUCAUUUGUCGCCCACGUUUAGCUACCGUAUAGCAUCUCAUCCUCCCAGCAUCGACUUCGCGGCGGCACUCGUCGCGCCAAUCUGUUCCUCGCCAUCAUGCGCCGCUGACGCCAUGCCGCCAUCCCGCCCAAUGCGCAGACGGUUCGGCGCCCGGCCAGUGGUUGCCGCCGCGCUGCUCGUCGCGACAAUAGCUGCCCUCGCGCUGUUCCAGUCGGCGCGAGGCACCAUCCUCGGCGCUCGCGAUGGACACGGUCGGCCCGUCCUUGGCGCCCGAGACAUGACCUACUACUAUCCAGCCGACGCCGACUGCCGCAACGUGCACAACGCCGCGGACCAGUGUGCUUUCGCCCUGGCCAACUGCGAGGACGACGAGGCCGGGUUGAUCCACUACAUCUCCUUCUACUACUGCACUCUGGGCGGGGCCAAGCCCGUCGCCUUCGCCAUCCUCGCCCUCUGGCUCGCCCUGCUCUUCACCACCAUCGGCAUCGCCGCCAGCGACUUCUUCAGCGUCAACCUGAGCACCAUCGCCAGCGUGCUGGGCCUGAGCGAGAGCCUGGCCGGCGUCACCUUCCUCGCCUUCGGCAAUGGCUCCCCGGACGUCUUCAGCACCUUCGCCGCCAUGGCCUCCAACAGCGGGAGCAUGGCCGUGGGCGAGCUGAUCGGCGCUGCCGGCUUCAUCACCGCUGUCGUGGCCGGCUCAAUGGCCUUGGUGCGCGAAUUCAAAGUCAACAGACGACCCUUCGUCAGGGACAUUGUCUUCUUCAUUGUCGCCGUCAGCUUUACCGUCGUCUUCCUUGCCGAUGGCGAGCUCCACCUGUGGGAGUGCUUCACCAUGAUCGGCUUCUACCUAUUCUAUGUCGCCGUCGUCGUCGGGUGGCACUGGUUCACGUCCCGGAGGAGACGCCAGCGCAUGAGGGAUGCGGCUGCGCGCGCCCACCUCUACAGUCCCUCGGCCCGCGGCAGUGACGAGCUGGAGCCUUACCGGGACGAACCGGACGAGGACGAGGCCGCCCCUGUUGGCCGCCGCUCGGGCAAUGUUUCCGAGCCAGCCGACAUCGGUAUGCUCGAACGGGCGCCUCGCAUCGAGGUUGACGCGGUGUCGCCCCCCGGGGAGGACGAAGAACGGCGGGAGAUGCACGUUGCCGCCGAGAUGGCGAGCAGCAUGCGCGUCAACCGCCCACGUUGGGGGCGGAGCAACACCACCAUCACACCCAUCAGACCCAGCCUGCUGGGCGUGCUCGAGUUCAGAUCCGUCCUGUCGUCGCUGCAAAAGGAGAGGAACAUGCACCUUGCGCUGCUUCCCGCAAGGUCGCACUCUCACCAACCAGCUGCUGCUGACCUCCCGGAUUCCCGAGGCCGCCCGCGGAACAAGACACUGCCAGCGCAGGCCCCUCCCAGAAUGGAGCGCGCCUUGUCGUAUGGGAAUGAGCCUCUGAAUCUGGAUAAUUCCGGACUCGUUCGUCCCGGUUCUUCUACUGUGCCGCAUACGCGGUCGAACUCGGCCUCCCGUACCGCCGAUGGCUUGCUCGCCCCGCCGGUGGUCCCGGCCGUUCCAGCGGGCCAAGACAUCUCGUCGCCGCCAAAGCAACCCCAGCAACUGCUCAACAUCAGAAUUCCGUCUCCCAGUGGCCGCUCGAGCGGGCAGUCAUCUCCCUCUACUUCGCCCUUCCCGCGUCUGUCGGAAUCGCCCGCUGCGCUGACUCCUGUUCACCAGGAGUUGAGCGCGUUUUCCUUCCCGGCCCCGAUGGAUCCGGGACGACAACGUUUUCCGGGCCUGGAGGACCAGGAAGAGCAGCCGAAGCCGGUUAGAUGGUGGCCUUAUAGCCUGUUGCCGGCGCCCCAUGUCUUUCUCGCCACCAUCUUCCCCACCAUUCAGGGCUGGAAACAGAAGACGCUGUGGGAUAAGAUGGUCAGCCUGGCCUCGGUUCCGAGCGUCUUCCUCCUCGUCACAACGUUGCCGGUAGUAGAAACCGAGAGCCCGGACGACGACGACGACGACGACGAUGACGAUGACGGCGGCGACCCCGAAGACGACAUAGGGGAUCCGCCAGCACCUGGCCAUCCCGGCAACAUAGCACCAGCGCUCGUGGUACAAGACGGCGCAGCCGAGAUUCGUCCCGAGACAGAGUGGCAGGCAUACCGACGGCGCGCCCGCGCCGCCUCGUUAAAAUCGCCUUUCAGCCUAUCCCCGUCCUCCCUCUCGCUCGAUAAUCAUCCCCAACCCGCCGCCGCCCUGACCGUGCCCGCCCCUGGCUCCGCCCCGCAUCCUGCCCCCAUACCUCCUCCCAUGCCUGCAGCCUCCGCAACCUUCCCACCGACAAGCUCGGACAAGCCGGCCAGCGGCGGGUGGAACCGCUGGCUGGUCGCCGUGCAGCUCUUCACCGGCCCCCUCUUCGUCGUGCUCGUAGUGUGGGCUAACACGGCCGACGACAUGGUGGAGCCGCGGCGGGCGCUGGUGCGCAUGGUGCUCUACUCCCUCCUCGUCUCCCUCUGCCUGCUGGCCGGGCUCCUGGCGACCACGACCGCGUCCCAGAAACCCAGAUACCACUUCCUGCUCUGCUUCCUGGGCUUCAUCAUCUCCGUCGCCUGGAUCUCCACCAUCGCGGGCGAGGUCGUCGGCGUGCUCAAGGCGUUCGGCGUCAUCCUUGAUAUCUCAGAGGCCAUCCUGGGGCUGACCGUGUUCGCCGUGGGCAACUCGCUCGGCGACCUCGUCGCAGACGUCACGGUGGCCCGACUCGGGUACCCCGUCAUGGCCCUGGCCGCCUGCUUCGGCGGGCCUAUGCUGAACAUCCUGCUGGGCGUCGGCAUCGGCGGCGCGUGGAUGGGCAUCGCCAAGGCCAAGCGCAAGCAGCGCAAGCACCCCGGCACCGAGUUGCGCUACAAGCCGUAUCGGAUCCAGGUCGGCGGGACCCUGAUGAUCUCGGCCAUCACGCUGCUGUUGACACUGCUGGUGCUGCUGAUCGCCGUGCCGUCCAACCGCUGGAUCAUGAGCCGCCGCAUCGGCUGGGGGCUGAUCGGGAUCUGGACCGUUGGGACCGUGGUCAACCUGGUGGUGGAGAUGACGGGCACGCUGGCGGAUGUCUCGGGAGGCUUGACAUCAUGAGCGGGAGAGACAGGGAGACUACGCCUUGAAGCUACUGCGUGGAGAAGGGCUGGGAGAGGGGUGGGUUGUAGGGGAAGCUAAUCAGGCCGCCUUAUAAACAGGAGUAUCUACGCUUUGGACGAGACCAUAUUGACAGAGAAAUCCUCUUCGCCUCCUCACCUCGCUCAAUCAUCUGAGCGACGGGUGCGGCGCCUGG
Messenger RNA from Thermothelomyces thermophilus ATCC 42464, 3326 nucleotides. RefSeq lists its product as uncharacterized. NCBI's taxonomy places the organism in Eukaryota, Fungi, Ascomycota, Sordariomycetes, Sordariales, Chaetomiaceae. The coding region runs from base 158 to 3130 and encodes 990 amino acids. Gene Ontology annotation, cellular component: membrane. Gene Ontology annotation, biological process: monoatomic cation transport; intracellular calcium ion homeostasis; transmembrane transport. The transcript has a single exon. The record is from RefSeq and is a predicted model, not a curated record. Gene Ontology annotation, molecular function: monoatomic cation transmembrane transporter activity.